This is a messenger RNA of Sporisorium graminicola, 543 nucleotides long. RefSeq lists its product as uncharacterized. The record is from RefSeq and is a predicted model, not a curated record. The transcript has 2 exons. Lineage: Eukaryota; Fungi; Basidiomycota; Ustilaginomycetes; Ustilaginales; Ustilaginaceae. Bases 1 to 543 code for a protein of 180 amino acids.
AUGCCGGAGAGUGUGAUGCAGGCGGGAGAAACCACCCAGUUUCUCUGGCAGAACGUCCAGGCAGGUACCUUGGUCAUGCAUCUGCCACCACAGUAUGCCGAAGGUCAAGAAGCUUGGAAGAAUUUCGUCCGUACAGACGGCCUGAACAUGAUCCAUGCGUUCUUCCAGUUCAUGGACAUGGCCGCGGAGCAAAAGGAUGCCACUUAUCCUGUCGGCGAUCGACCCCAUAAAAGGACGCUAGCCGAGAUGCUCGUUAAGGCAUUUGCAGUCAAGCGUCUCACCAUGCAGGCUCCAGAGCAACCGAUAGUGGCGGCUGGAUCGAUGGCAGCUAGGGUGCCGCCGCGAUCCCGAGGACCAAUGAUGGAAUUUGGCGGACCAAGCGCUUGGAGACCACCUGCCGGGUUCGGCGAAGCGCGCGUGGCUCGAGUGUCGCAAAGCCUCGAAGCUGCACGUGCUGAAGAGCGGCGUGCAGCACAACGCCGAGCUGAGCAGCAGCGUGCUGAGCAGCUACGUCAAUGGGGCAAGACUCUGGGGCUAGGCUGA